GAAACCGUAGAUGGGGCUACCUCAUUUGCGGUUCCGUCACCUUGUUUUUGGUUUCUUAAUUGGUGUCAAAACAUCCCUUCAGUUUCGUCUCCUAAUCUGCGGUUCCGUCACCUCGUUUUCGGUUUUGUGAUUUAAACUAAAAGAAUGAACAAAAAAACAUGAACGAAACCGAAGACAAGCGAAGAGGUGACCGCAAAUGAGGUAGAGUCAUUUGUGAUUUAAACUUAAAAAAAUGACUUCUUUUAAUUAUUUUUUUUAUUAUAGUGGAAGAUGAAACAAACCGAAGGCGUAUUUUGCAACCUAUGACGAAACUGAAAAUGAAAAGGAGAAAAUGAGAAGACGAAAUCGAAAAUAAAAUAGCCUGGUCAAUAGUUUUAACUAUUAAAUAAAAAUUCUUUAAAAAAAUUUGACUAAGUUUUCUAAUUAUCUCAACUAAAACCACUUCAAAAGCGAAGGGCUUAUAAUAUAAACACUCAUGAUUGGUUUACGCUGCUGACUCCAAAACUUCGCCUCCAUCGCAGCCGUACUGGUUUACUUUUCGGUGUAAAGGCCAUCGACAUCGACAGACGACACAACAGAGACUGGCUUCCCCUUCCUCGUUGCUCUCGUUUUUCUACUUCUUUUACCCACAACACAUCUAGUCUUCUGAUCUUGUCUUCGCUAAAUGAUUCUAUCUCCCAAUCCCCCAUUCUCUUGCGGGAUUAUGGAGCUAAUAAGAAUGCUUAAUGAUCUUUUCAUAUCUACAAGAAAAGAUACAGUGGAUGUAGAACGCGAUAGAUUAAGCAACUUGCCAGAUAAACUAAUCCAUAAAGUCCUUUCUUUGCUUAACAUCAAAGAUGCUAUUAGCACUAGUGUAUUGUCAUCUAGAUGGAGGUUUAUCUGGACUUCAAUGCCCUAUUUGAAUUUCGAGAAUCUCAAUAAUGAGCGCCACUUUUCCAAUUUUAUUUCUAAUGUUCUCUCACACGGUGAUAAUCAAAUAAAUUAUUCAGUCAAUCUCGUUCUUGGGAGAGCAGUUAGGGACGAUGAAUCUGUCACAAGAAUUCUCAGCUGCAAAUUCUCUCACAAUCUCCAACAACUGAGUGUUACACGUUUGCCUGGAGGGAAUAUCGUUGAAUGCCCAUAUUCCUUUAUUGCGACACCAAAGUGGGACCUCCCAGCUUUAACGACUUUGCAUCUUCACCAAGUCGAACUGUCUGAUUAUGAUGACAUUGGUCUUUUCUCUAAGUGCACCAACUUGAAGAACCUCUCCUUGAACAGGUGCAGAAUGAAAGAAACCAAAGUUUUAAAUAUCUUUCAUCCUCGACUUUAUGAUCUUACACUUGUAUCUAUACCCCCUGAUAUGGCAUCAGAGGAGGUUGUGAAUGUUGUUGCACCUCAACUCAAGAAUCUCACAAUUAUAAGGUGCGAAGGGAAGCAUCUGAUUUCAGCACCUGGGCUUACCUCCUUGGUCAUAGAAGGUUUUCAACCUUGGCAGGUUUCUACACCAUCAGGCUUCCAUUCUUUGGAGAAGGUUGACCUCUUUAUGUACGAUCCACACAAAGCAGAUGCUCAUACAAUAGUUUAUUUGCUUCAACAGCUCAAUAGUGUCAAGUUUCUUACACUUAACUUGGGGAUUCUCAAGAGUCUAUCUUCAUCCAUGAAACUAGUCCCACAUAAAGCUUGUGCGUUUGCUAACACAAAGAUUCUGAAGUUUACAAUAAAACCGGUAGUAAAGGUAUACUUGGAGGUGCAGGCACAAGAGAAAGUAACUACACGUACUGAAAUAAACAACGAUGAUGAUUGUGCCAUCUUCCCAAUGGUCUCAUUUGAGGAGAUUACAAUUAUGGAGAAUAUGGCAUCAGCACAAGUAUUUGUAAAACACUUGGGGAUAUUGCUAGAGGAGUGUAAACAGAAUAGAAAUAGCGAGGAUUACAGAGCUCCGAAGGAUGUACAUAGCAAACCAUAUGUUGAGAUGCAUUGGGCGUGGACAUUACAAUGGAAGCUUGGGGCAAUUAUGGGAGUGUUUAAGCAUAAGAAAAUUAAAGCAAAAUUAGAUAAUUAUCUCAUGAUGGCACAAAUUACGAAAAAGUAUACUAAAAGGCGUGAUUGCAUGAAAUCCAUGAAUCACCCCAUUCUUGGAUGGUUGGACGAAAUGCGUGGAUUGUUUCAGCACACCGGAGACUUGAUAACUCAGUUGUCUGCAUCAAAGAAGGCGGUGAUGCUACCAUUUUUUUUGAGUUUGUGCGAAGAUGCCACAAUUCUCGCGAUUAAUAUUUUGGGAUGGAUUAACACCUUAAAGUAA
Molecule: messenger RNA, 2281 nt
Organism: Lactuca sativa (garden lettuce)
Lineage: Eukaryota; Viridiplantae; Streptophyta; Magnoliopsida; Asterales; Asteraceae
Source: RefSeq, a predicted model, not a curated record